Messenger RNA from Helicoverpa zea (corn earworm), 1290 nucleotides. RefSeq names its product histidine-rich protein PFHRP-II-like. NCBI's taxonomy places the organism in Eukaryota, Metazoa, Arthropoda, Insecta, Lepidoptera, Noctuidae. The transcript is spliced from 2 exons. The record is from RefSeq and is a predicted model, not a curated record. The coding region runs from base 1 to 1233 and encodes 410 amino acids. Gene Ontology annotation, cellular component: extracellular matrix.
AUGGCAGCUAAGUUCAUUAUCCUAUCCCUGCUGGUGGCAUCAGCGUACGGCAGCGGAGGCUACUCGAGCUUCUCGUACGGCGUGUCCGACCCCAUCACCGGCGAUGUCAAGGACCAGCACGAGAAACGCGUCGGAGACAGCGUCGUCGGCAAAUACUCACUCCUCGAAUCCGAUGGAACAAAAAGGAUUGUGGAAUACGCUGCAAACGCAGCUACUGGAUUCAAUGCCGUCGUUCGCAAAGAGCCUGCCAUUGGUGUUCAUCCGUCUGGACUUCAUGCACCGUUAGCCGGAGCUGCUUUACAUGGAUCUUUGGCUCAUGGACCAGUACAUGCUGCACCUAUUGCUCCCUUGGCUGGAGCCCUUCCCGGAGCCAUCGCCCACCAGGCAGCCAUUGCCCAGCAGGCUACCCUUGCUCACAAGGCUGCCCUUGCCACUCAGGCUGCCCAUGCUCAACAAGCUGCCGUUGCCCACCAGGUUGCUCACGCCCAACAGGCUGCUCUAGCCCAACAGGUGGCUCAUGCUCAGCAUGCCGCCCACGCCCAGCAAGCUGCUGUUGCUCAACAAGCUGCCCAAGCUCAACAAGCGGCCCUAGCCGAACAGGUUGCCCACGCGCAGCAUGCUGCCGUAGCACAACAGGCUGCCGUUGCUCAGCAGGCUGCCAUUGCUCAGGAAGCGGCUCAUGCUCAGCAAGCCGCCAUUGCUCACCAAGCUGCCCACGCCCAACAGGCUGCACUUGCCAAGCAGGCAGCCCAUGCCCAGCAGGCUGCACUUGCCAAGCAGGCUGCUCUGGCCCAACAAGCUGCCCUUACCCACUCUAGUGCUCUAGCCCACCAAGGCGCCCUAGGCCAUUCUGGUGCUCUUGGACAUCUGUCGCAUGGUGCUCUUGCUCUUCCCAGUUCUCUCGGCCACGCUGGUGCGCUUGCUGGAAUCAACCGUCUUCCCUCUAGUUAUGCUGGAGCAUACGGAACUCCUCUGGCUGGCCAUCUUGGUAACAGUGGAGCUCCUGCCACUCACUUUUCCAGCGCUAUUGUACACAACGCUGCUCGUCCCUACCCUGGUCCCUAUGCUGGAGCCUACAACGGUGCCUAUGGUGGAUACGGAGCUACUUUGGCCCAUGGAUCCGUCAGCCCUCUUGCACAUGGCCUUGCCAGCAGUUACUCGAACUCUGUAUCUCACCCAGCUUCUCCGGGCGUUCAUGCGGCCCAGACUCUUGGAUCUGGAUGGGCUUGGUAAUAAAUGACUGCUGCAAAUCUGUGAUAUAAACGACUAAUAAUAAAAUUGUAAAUGCGA